Molecule: messenger RNA, 1281 nt
Organism: Rhineura floridana
Lineage: Eukaryota; Metazoa; Chordata; Lepidosauria; Squamata; Rhineuridae
Gene: VAT1L
Product: vesicle amine transport 1 like
Exons: 9
Coding region: 1-1281 (426 amino acids)
Molecular function (GO): oxidoreductase activity; zinc ion binding
Source: RefSeq, a predicted model, not a curated record
AUGGCCAAGGAAGGCGCCGAGAAAGCGGAGGAGACGGAGCAGAUGAUCGAGAAGGAGGCAGCCGAAGGCGGCGGCGGCGGCAGCGGCAGCAGCAACAACAGCGUCGGCGGCGGCAGCCAGAGGGCUGCGGAUGCCAAAGAGAUGCGAGCCGUGGUGCUCUCCGCCUUCGGGGGACUGAACAAGCUGCGCGUGUCCAAAAAAGUCAUGCCGGAGCCUCAGGAAGGAGAACUCAAGAUCAGAGUCAAAGCCUGUGGAUUGAAUUUUAUUGACCUGAUGGUUCGGCAGGGGAACAUUGACAACCCACCCAAAACCCCACUUGUACCUGGCUUUGAAUGCUCUGGAAUUGUAGAAGCUCUGGGUGACAAUGUGAAAGGCUAUGAGAUUGGAGACAGAGUCAUGGCCUUCGUCAACUACAAUGCCUGGGCAGAAGUUGUGUGCACACCUCUAGAAUUUGUGUACAAAAUCCCCGAUGAUAUGAGCUUUUCCGAAGCUGCCGCUUUUCCUAUGAACUUUGUAACUGCGUACAUGAUGCUCUUUGAAGUCGCCAACUUGCGGGAAGGCAUGUCAGUACUGGUGCAUUCCGCAGGGGGUGGAGUGGGACAAGCUGUUGCUCAGCUCUGCUCAACAGUCCCCAACAUUACCGUGUUUGGAACAGCUUCCUCCUUCAAGCAUGAGGCAAUCAAAGAUUCGGUAACCCACCUCUUUGACCGAAAUGCAGAUUACGUCCAAGAAGUGAAAAAAAUCUCUGCAGAUGGUGUAGACAUCGUCCUGGAUUGCCUUUGUGGGGAAAAUACAGGCAAAGGUCUCAGUCUUCUCAAACCACUUGGGACUUACAUUUUGUAUGGCUCAUCAAACAUGGUUACCGGGGAAACAAAAAGUUUCUUCAGUUUUGCAAAAUCCUGGUGGCAAGUGGAGAAAGUGAACCCGAUCAAGCUAUAUGAAGAAAACAAAAUAAUGGCUGGAUUUUCUCUCUUAAACCUGCUAUUCAAACAAGGCCGAAGUGGCCUGAUUCAUAAUGUAAUGGACAAACUCAUAAAACUGUACAACAAGAAGAGGAUCAAACCUCUGGUUGAUUCACUGUGGGCUCUGGAAGAGGUGAAGGAAGCAAUGCAAAGAAUCCAUGACAGAGGCAAUAUAGGAAAAUUAAUUCUGGAUGUGGAAAAAACACCAACUCCAUUGAUGGCCAAUGACAGUACAGAAACCAGUGAAGCUGGCGAAGAGGAAGAAGACCAUGAGGGGGACAAUGAGAAUAAAGAGCGUAUACCAUUCAUCCAGCAAUAG